UGAGAAGUGCUGAUUCUGUGUAGAAUUUGUUAUUUCAUGAGUUUGGAUCUUAAAAAAUCUUAGCUAACACAAUUUUAACUAAUAAAUAUUACUUAACAUGUCGCCGAGAAACGAGCGCAACACUCCCUGGAAAAAAUCAGACGUUCUGCUUCUGCUAGAUCUGUACGAGUCAGAGCCCGUUCUAUAUGACAACACAUUGCUGCUAUACAAGAGCCAAUCAUGCCGGCAGGAUGCCCUCGAAAGAAUUGCCAAGCAUUUUCCAAACAAGACAGUGACUGAUAUCAAAACUAAAAUUGGAAAUCUGCGCGGACAGUUCUCAAACGAGAAAAUCAAACUGAAAAGGGCCAAGAAAACUAACGAUCUCACGUACAGCCCAUAUUGGUUUAGCAAAAUACGGUUUUUGGAUAGCUUUCUAAAGACCCGUUCAAGUUCAUCGACAUUUUCGUUAUUUUCUGUAGCUUAGUACGGAUGAAAUAAUUAUUCAGGCAGAUCUCCCUUCAAAGAAGACCAAGCUGGACAAGGACGGUUCUUUAAAAACGGACUCUUUACAAACAGACUUAGCCUUACGAACUAAUCAAAAUCUAAGAAACAAUCAAAAAGAUGGUAUCAAUCAUGCUGGUAAAUACACACCAUCUAUCGAUGCCUUUGGGGAGUUUGUGAAAUCAAUCGCAGCUCAAGUUCCCGAGGAUAAACAAGACGAAUUCAUUCAAAAAUCUAUAACUUUCCUGUUUGCCCAAAAAAGGGUACUAAAA
Molecule: messenger RNA, 752 nt
Organism: Drosophila eugracilis
Lineage: Eukaryota; Metazoa; Arthropoda; Insecta; Diptera; Drosophilidae
Exons: 3
Coding region: 98-463 (121 amino acids)
Source: RefSeq, a predicted model, not a curated record